Corapipo altera (White-ruffed manakin) is the source of this 630-nucleotide messenger RNA. RefSeq names its product hydroxyproline dehydrogenase-like. The transcript has 4 exons. NCBI's taxonomy places the organism in Eukaryota, Metazoa, Chordata, Aves, Passeriformes, Pipridae. The annotation marks the transcript as partial. Gene Ontology annotation, cellular component: mitochondrion. Gene Ontology annotation, molecular function: proline dehydrogenase activity; FAD binding. The record is from RefSeq and is a predicted model, not a curated record.
GGGGUCUCUAUGGGGCCGGGGGGGUCCAGAGGGGUCUCUAUGGGGCUGGGGGGACCCGGAGGGGUCUCUAUGGGGCCAGGGGGAUCCAGGGGGGUCUCUAUGGGGCCAGGGGGAUCCAGGGGGGUCUCUAUGGGGCCGGGGGGGUCCCCAGGUGGGGAGGGGUCCCCGGGGGGGUCCCUGGCGGUGCGGAUGAGGGAGGGGCGGGCGCUGAGGGCACUGGGGGGGUGGGAGCUGGUGCGGGCCCUGCUGGUGCUGCAGCUUUGUGCCCACCCCUGGCUGGUGGACAACGCGGAGAUGCUGCUCCGGGGGUCCCGGCGGGUGCUGCCCCUCCCCCUCUGGAGGGGUCUCCUGUCCCUGUCCCUGUUCGGCCAGUUCGCGGUGGGGCGGGGCCAGAGCGCCGUGAGGGGCGUGGCCGAGCGGCUACGGGGGCGGGGCCUCCGCACCAUGUUGGCCCUGCCCCUGGAGGGGGAGGGGCCGGAAGGGGAGGGGGAGAGCUGGUUCGAGGCGAACCGUGGGGCGGCCCUGCAAUGUGUGGGGCUGGCGGCGGGGGCGGGGCCCGAGCCCGCGAUGCAGCUCAAGGUGACGGCGCUGCUCAGCCAGAGGCUCUGCGUGAGUGGGGGGGACCCCAAA